AGAAGAAUAAAAUGGCUAAGACGGAAGAAGAGCUUAAGCUUGAAGCUAAGACGAACCUUCUCAGUGGAGUCGACAACAUCAAGCUAGCGAUCGAGUAUUUGCUCGGGCUCCAAGACAAACAGGCCCAGAUGAUGCAGAAGAUGGACAAAGACCUUAGGUCAAGAAACUACAUCGUCGACAAAAUGGCCAGAGAAGCCGGUGAGAGAGACACUCUUGUCAAGAACUUGCAACAGAAAAUCAAAGACCUUGAGAACAAGUCUUGCGACCAUGAAGACAAACUCUUCGGCAUCAACACUGACAUUGAAAGCUUCAAGAUGAACUACCAGAUUUUCCAGAGGUCGAUGCAGGACCUCAGAGACAGUCGAGACGGAGCAGGGCUGGCAGACAGAAUUGCUAAGAACGAGCGAGACAUCAAAGACCUCAUGGACCAGGUUGAAAAGGCAAACAGACCUGUGUUUGCUGGCAAAGACGGAGCUGAUGCUGGUGAAAUUGACCAGAUGCUUGAAAACUGGAAGAAAGAAAUGCACUCGAUGUUUGCUAGAAGAGAAGAUGUUGAGUCCCUUGAAGACAGAAUCAAACAGCUAGAACAUGACUGCAAACAGCUCAACGAUAACUUGACCGACACCACUACCACAGCUAAUGAUAAUAAGACCGAGAUCGACAAACUCAAGAAACUGCUUGACGGCAAACUUGACAGCGACAUGUUCGACUCAGAGAUUGCUAAUCUGACUGAGGCUGUCAAGAACGCUGGUGGCGACGUGUCCAAAGUAGUGGCUUCUCCAUCAAGCAACCUCAGCACCAAAGACACCAAGCAAAUCAAGGACGUGCUUGCAAAGUUCCCAGACCUUGAGAAGGCCAUCCAGGAACUCCAGAAGAAACUGGCCGAAGCUGCGACUAAGAAGGAGUUAGACCAGCUUGAGAGAGACAUCAAAGACACUUACGAAGGACAGCUGAAGAAGAUUUCGGAUGACUUGAAAUCACUGAAAGACUUGCUGGACCAUUUAUCGAGAGACAUUGACUUUUUGAAGGCAUCAGGAGGAUCAGGAGGGUCUGGAGCUAAUAACUCUGGUGCUUCUCCAGACAUUAAUAUUCAAAUUACUAACAAGAUUGAAAAACUGGAAGUUAAGUUAGGAAACCUUGAAAACGAACUUUCUAGCCUUAGAAGGUCAAAACCCCAGACUGUGACAAUGCCAACUCAAAAUAUGCCAACAGGAGUUGAUGAAAGUAGAGUUGAGAAAUUAGAAAAAGACCUUAGUAGACUUCAUGAUGAUUUCAAGGGAUUAAAUAACGAAAUUAUUAAAGAGAUUAAGAAUCAUCAAGAUCAAAUCAAUGGCAAAGUUGAUUAUGGUCAAUUAGAAGAAGUCAAAGAUGACCUCUUGGGAAGAAUUGAGGAUUUGAUGAGAGGCCUAAAGCAGUUUGCUGAUAGAAGUGAGACUAAGAAAGCACUCAAAAACCUUGAAAAGCAAUUGAAGAACUUAUAUGAUCUGGUAAUGAGCAGAUUACAAGGAGGAGGUGCUGAUGAAGACGAUGCAAUGUUCUCCAAAAAGCCUCUUGGAGGGUUCUCAUGUGCUUCAUGCGAGAAGAACCUGAUUAAUCUCUCAAAUAAACCACCGGACUAUUACUCUUGGAACAAACUUCCGCUUCGUGAUCCUGCUGAACGUAUCGCCAGGGUAGGACAAGGAUUCUCAAAAAUGCUUUCAAGCAUGAAACCAGAGACAGCUUCAAGAUUCCAAGGAGUGUCUUCAAAAUACAACCAGCAAUAUUUCGAAAACCCAGAUCAUACUGCUCAACCAGUGAGAACGCAGCAAAACUUCUACCAAGGAAACGACGAGUAUAAGAGACCAGAGAGCGCAGGGAUGGGAGAAAAAUAAGAAAUAAU
This is a messenger RNA of Moneuplotes crassus, 1879 nucleotides long. NCBI's taxonomy places the organism in Eukaryota, Ciliophora, Spirotrichea, Euplotida, Euplotidae. The record is from the annotation of a GenBank genome assembly.